Molecule: messenger RNA, 1023 nt
Organism: Lynx canadensis (Canada lynx)
Lineage: Eukaryota; Metazoa; Chordata; Mammalia; Carnivora; Felidae
Product: olfactory receptor 6C74-like
Biological process (GO): G protein-coupled receptor signaling pathway
Cellular component (GO): membrane
Molecular function (GO): G protein-coupled receptor activity; olfactory receptor activity
Source: RefSeq, a predicted model, not a curated record
AUGGAAAACCGUACAACUGUGACAGUAUUUAUCUUAGCAGGAUUGACAGAGGACCCAAAGGUGAAGAUUGUGCUAUUCGUCUUCCUGCUUCUCACCUACUUGCUAAGAAACUCAGGCAACUUAAUUAUCAUUACCCUUACUUUGCUGGGUUCUCAUCUCAAGACCCCUAUGUAUUUCUUUCUUCAAAAAUUUUCCUUCUUAGAAAUUUCUUAUGUAACGUGUAUUUACAAAUUGCUUGUAAGCAUGGCAACCGGGGACAAAACCAUUUCCUAUAACUGUUGUGCAGCUCAGUUAUUUUUUGCCUUCCUUCUUGGAGCAUCCGAAUUUUAUCUCCUGGUUGGCAUGUCCUAUGAUCGUUAUGUUGCCAUCUGUAAGUCCCUGCAUUAUACAACCAUCAUGAGCAGCAAAAUCUGUAUCCAGCUGAUCCUAAGCUCUUGGAUCACUGGCUCCCUCAUAAUCUUUCCAGGACUCAUUUUAGUCCACAGAAGCCUGGACUUCUGUGACUCCAGUAUCAUUGAUCAUUUCUACUGUGACACUGCUCCCCUCCUGCAGAUCUCCUGCACAGAUACACAUGUGUUGGAAAUUAUAGUUUCAGCUUUGGUGACUCUGCUGGUCACCUUGGCAUUACUGAUUCUACUGUACACAUAUAGCCUGACAAUUUUAAAAAUCCCUUCUGCCAACCAGAGAAAAAAGGCUUUCUCCACUUGUUCUUCUCACAUGAUUGUCAUCUCGCUCUCAUAUGGCAGCUGCAUCUUCAUGUACAUUAAACCCUCGGUCAAACAGAGGAUAUCCUUAAUGAAGGGAGUAGCAACUCUCAAUACCUCAGUCGCAUCACUUUUGAACCCUUUUAUUUGCACUCUAAGGAACGAACAGGUGAAGCAAGCAUUUAAGAACUUGCUAAAAGAGUCCUGUCUUUAUCCAAGUAGAAUCAUAAUGAGGUUUAUAAGGAAAUUUAUAAGGCAAUUUGCAAAGGAAGUGCUUAGAUUGGGUCCCGAUGUCACUAUUGCAUCAUCCAAUAUAUAA